Oncorhynchus nerka (sockeye salmon) is the source of this 5465-nucleotide messenger RNA. RefSeq names its product lysine methyltransferase 5B (gene kmt5b). The transcript has 10 exons. Gene Ontology annotation, molecular function: histone H4K20 methyltransferase activity; protein binding. NCBI's taxonomy places the organism in Eukaryota, Metazoa, Chordata, Actinopteri, Salmoniformes, Salmonidae. The record is from RefSeq and is a predicted model, not a curated record. Bases 303 to 3191 code for a protein of 962 amino acids. Gene Ontology annotation, cellular component: nucleus.
UUUAUCUAACAAGCUGCCGUAAAAUCAAACAAUGUAUAUGUGUAUAUGUCCAGACAAGCCCCCCCCCCCCCCCCAAUCUUCGCCUGGUCGCCAUCUUCAAUUUUAAAUGUUUGUUUUCUCUGACGUUUAAACUAAUGGUAUUUCUAUUUGUUCAGAUCUCGGAUUCCAGGGUGAAUCACGUAAUAGUACAAAUGCUUGAAUAACAAAAAGAUUAAACCACGCUAGCCUCCCCUCAUCCUCACUCUGCAGAUCUUCAAGCACAGAUUAGAGUAUAUGCGCCUGACUCUGGCGUAAUGAAGUAGAUGGGGGAAUCAAAGAACAUGGUGUUGAAUGGCAGGCGGCAUGGCAGCAGAUUCUCCAGUGAUCUAUCCAUAACCUCGGCCAGGUCACUGCGACAGAGCAAGGGCUCCUUUAGAAGCAGGAGAUGUAGUCCACGUGUCAGCAGUUCUGCCCUAGAGGCAGAGAGACGUCAUACCCCAUCAUCUGGUAUGACUGCAAAAGAGCUCUGUGAGAAUGAUGACUUGACUACAAGCCUUAUUCUGGACCCCUACCUCGGCUUCCAGACCCAUAAGAUGAAUCGGAGGUUUCGACCUGUCAAGGACCGACAUAGACAGUUGAAGGAGGUGCUAGAGUGCUUUAAAAAACAUGACAACCUUGAGAAGGCCUUCCAUGCCUUGACUGCAGGGGACUGGUCAAGACACCACUUUCCGCACAAGACGAAAGCACAGGGCAAACUCUUCAAAGAGCAUGUUUUUGUUUACCUACGAAUGUUUGCAACGAACAGUGGGUUUGAAAUACUUCCCUGCAAUCGUUAUUCCUCUGAGCAGAAUGGAGCCAAAAUUGUAGCAACAAAAGACUGGAAAACCAAUGAUAAGAUAGAAUACCUGGUGGGCUGCAUCGCUGAGCUAUCGCAGAAUGAGGAAAGUGUGUUACUGCGACAUGGAGAAAAUGACUUCAGUGUGAUGUACUCCACACGCAAGAACUGUGCUCAACUGUGGCUGGGACCUGCAGCCUUCAUCAACCAUGAUUGCAGGCCAAAUUGCAAGUUUGUUUCCACUGGGCGAGAUACAGCUUGUGUCAAGGUUCUUGGGGAUAUUGAACCCGGAGAAGAGAUCUCCUGUUAUUAUGGAGAUGGCUUCUUUGGGGAAAAUAAUGAACUAUGUGAAUGUUACACAUGUGAAAGACGAGGUGCUGGUGCUUUCAAAUCGAAGACUGGACAGCCUACACCCACUCCAAUUAUCAACAGCAUGUAUGGCCUGAGAGAGACAGACAAACGUCUCAAUCGGCUGAAGAAACUAGAAGACAGCAAAUGCUCUGGCAGUCAGUUGGAAGGCUCUAAUAUGGAUCCAGACUCUCAGGAAAAUCAUGACACACAUCCAUCAGUAGGGAGGACAGCCCGCUCUAGUGUGACAAGGCUCAGUGACUCACAAGCUCUAAGCAGGCAAACUCUGUCCAAAAUGCCUAUCCCUACCUCAUCGUUCAAUCAAAGACACUCAAAGAACUCCAACGUGCCAAAGAGGCUAAAAUCAAAGUCCAUAAAGCCUUUGCUCAAGUUAGGAAGAAGGUGUCAGGUAACUGCCCACAAGUGCCCCAUUGAGGUGGAAGCUAUGGGUUUGUGCCUUAAAGACCCUACAGAAUUUGUCAAUAACAGGGUCUCACAAAAGAGAGAGAUGGAUAAGAAAGGGCCCGUGCAAGUGGUGGGAACAAGGGGUGAUCUUGAGCACUAUACUGCGAAGGAAAACCAUCAGAAAUCAGUGAAAGAUGUUAAUAGGUGCCCUGAUGGUUUAGCAUGCACUCACAGAACUCGCAGUUCAACCAGAGCAUCAGUUGGCACACAGGAGUCUGACAACAUUAAACUUGAACCAAACUUGCCACCCAUCCACUGCAGUGUGGUUAGUAAGACCAAGCCUAUGGACCUUGGAGAUUGUGUCACAGACAGUCACUGGAUGAACAGCUCAAGCCUGGAUAUCAGCUGCCCAAAGACUGAGAACUGUCACAGAUAUAAGCAAAUGAUAAAGCAGGAAGAACACUCUUUCCGACCAGCAUCCCUUCUCAAGGAGGAGGUUUCAGACCUGCACCAUACAGCCUGCACCACAGACAUAGCUGAUGGCAGGAAAGAGCUGCAAGGCCUGCCUGAUGGUCAUGAGCCCUACAACCUGUCUAAGGGAGACAAGCUUCUCCACCUUGGCAAGGGGAAGAAGAAACAGCAGAUUACGCGCUAUGAUUCCCAGCUGAUCCUAGCCAACAACAACUCAGGUGUCCCCAAGUUGACCCUGCGGAGACGAAGGGACAGCAGCAGCAGUAGGAUUGAGCCUGGUGAUGCAGACCCUGUCAAGUCCUCCAGCUCCACAAAGACCAGCAUGAAAUUUGUUAAGGACCAUCAUGCAAAGACCAAGAGGAGUUCUUAUGCAGCCAGACUGAGUAAUGGGACUUUCAGUCCUGUGGACCACAUCCGCUCCUCCAAACAUGGCCUCAGUCCUGUGGACCACAUCCGCUCCUCCAAACAUGGCCUCAGUCCUGUGGACCACAUCCGCUCCUCCAAACAUGGCUUCAGUCCUGUGGAUCACAUCCGCUCCUCCAAACAUGGCCUCAGUCCUGUGGACCACAUCUGCUCCUCCAAACAUGGCCUCAGUCCUGUGGACCACAUCCGCUCUUCCAAACAUGGCCUCGGUCCUGUGGACCACAUCUGCUCCUCCAAACAUGGCCUCAGUCCUGUGGACCACAUCCGCUCUUCCAAACAUGGCCUCAGUCCUGUGGACCACAUCCGCUCCUCCAAACAUGGCCUCAGUCCUGUGGACCACAUCCGCUCCUCCAAACACGGCCUCAGUCCUGUGGACCACAUCUGCUCCUCCAAACUGCAUAUUCAGCUGCAGCGUGAGCAGGACAGCAGGAGGCUCAGCCAGUAUCACCAUGGUACUGGGCCCUUCAAGGGUAUAGUAGAGCGGGAAGCAGGGGAGGUCUUUGGGCCGACUGUAGCAACAUUUGGGAUGCAUGAUGACACAGAGGAAGACUCGUCCUCCUCUGAAGAAGAGGAUGAAGAUGACGUCUCUGACUCUGACCAUGAAGAGUUCGACGAUUUCAUUCCACUUCCACCAACAAAACGCCUCCGCCUCAUUGUUGGUAAAGACUCUAUAGAUAUUGAUAUUGCAUCAAGGAGACGUGAAAAUCAGUCACGCACAGUCAAUGCAUGAGCUUUAUGGAUCUUUAUUUGACUAGUUGAUUUAAGUCAACAAAACAAAAAAAUCCCAUGCUGUUGUAAAAUGUUAACUAUUUUUGUACAUGAUGGAACUUUAUUUGUUAUUCAUAUAGUAGAAUGUGUAUAUUUUACAUAGCAUAUGUGUAGGCCUUUAUUUUUAUAUCUUCAGCUUUAUUUUGUACAAUUGUUAAUUAUAUUUAAAGCCUUUUCUUGUUUGUGGGGUAAACAUGCUAAAUUUUGCUUCACUGACAUUCACAAGAAUGGAACCUUUUGGGAACACACUUGAUGUGCUUUUGUCCGCAAUGCAGUGUAUACAUGCAUAUAAAAUAAUGUGUUUUAUAUAUUGUUUUGAGAGUUUGAAAGGAACAGAAUUGUUUCUUGCUGGAAGUCUGUGAAAAUGUGUUUGACUUCCAGUGAUUCCUGGAAGCUGGUCUGUGACAUUUUUGACCCAUUUUUAAUAAUUCCUUCAUUAAUCAAAAUGUCUUGGUGAUUAUGUAUUAUGUUAACUUUUCAGUUUGUGAAGAGAGAUUUUCUUUUUAUUCUAUUCAUUUCACAAAGUCACUCAAUUCUCAAACUGUAUCACUUCUCAGUCUCCGUUUUAACAAUCACAAAUUCAUUACAACUUAUUUGGUCUGGCAUUGGUAGUGUAGAUAUUCAAACACUUUGAAAAUCAGAUUGUUUUUCUUUGCUAUUUUGUUCACCAUUUGUUCAUCUGAAUGACUUUCUGUCUGCUGUGCGUGAAUGAUGUGCAUGUCUCAACUUCUUAAAUUGCUCUAUCAUUUUUUUUUUAUACUAGGUUGAUUUUAAAGUCGGUUGUACAACUUUGGUGGACCUGUCACUGUAUGCUGUCAUUCGUAGGCUACUGUCUGUGGUCUUGAUUAAGCUACACUACAUGGCUAAAAGUUCGUCGAACAUCUCAUUCCAAAAUCAUGGCCAUUAAUAUGGAGUUGGUCCCUCCUUUGCUGCUAUAACAGCCUCCACUCUUCUGGGAAGGCUUUCCACUAGAUGUUGGAACAUUACUGCGGGGACUUUCUUUCGGCGUUCCAAUUCAUCCCAAAGGUGUUCGAAGGGGUUGAGGUCAGGGCUCUGUGCAGGCCAGUCAAAUUUUUACACACCGAUCUUGACAAACCAUUUCUGUAUGGACCUUGAUUUGUGCAUGGGGGCAUUAUCGUGUUGAACCAGGAAAAUACCUUCCUCAAACUGUUUCCACGAAGAUGGAAGCACAGAAUUGUCAAGAAUGUCAUUGUAUGCUGUAGCGUUAAGAUUUCCCUUCACUGGUACUAAGGGGCCUAGCCUGAAUCAUGGAAAAACAGCCCCAGAUCAUUAUUCCUCCUCCACCAAACUUUACAGUUGGCACUAUGCAUUCGGGCAGGUAGCGUUCUCCUGGCAUCCGCCAAACCCACGUUCGUCCGUUGGACUGCCAGUUGGUAAAGCGUGAUUCAUCACUCCAGAGAACAUGUUUUCGCUGCUCCAGAGUCCAAUUGCAGCAAGUUUUACACCACUCCAGCCGACGCUUGGCAUUGCACCUUGUGAUCUUAGGCAUGUGUGCGGCUGCUCGGCAAUGGAAACCCAUUUCAUGAUGCUCCUGACAAACCGUUAUUGUGCUUUCGUUGCUUGCAAAGGCAGUUUGGAACUCAGUAGUCAGUAUCUUCUCGGUUGCAAAACUAUUUUUAUGCGCUUCAGCACUCAGCGGUCCCAUUCUGUGAGCUUGUAUGGCCUACCACUUUGCAAUUGUUGCUCCUAGACAUUUCCACUUCACAAUAACAGCACUUACAGUUGCCCGGGGAAGCUCUAGCAGGGCAGAAAUUUGAUUAAAUGAUUCGUCGGAAAGGUGGCACCCUAUGACGGUGCCAUGUUGAGUCACUGAGCUCUUCAGUACAGGCCAUUCUACUGUCAAUGUUUGUCUAUGGAGAUUGCAUGGCUAUGCUCAAUUUUAUUCACCUGUCAGCAAUGGGUGUGGCUGAAAUAGCCAAAUCCACUAUUUUGAAGGGGUGUCCACAUACUUUUGGUCAUGUAGUGUACCCUUUUGAGUUGCUUGUCGAAUGUUGAGAAUUACAGUUGAAUUUCAUAUAUAUGGCUGUGCAUUCUAUAACUUAAUGUAUGUCAUUCUUAACAUUUAUCUCCAUGUUUAAUUGUUUUUCUACCUCAGAAAAAAACUGUACUAAACGUGUCCUUAUUUCUGGUGAAUGUAGUUUAUAUAAUGCAAAUCACAAAUGCUUGUUUUUAUUUUACAGUUUUAAGUACUCAAAUUAAAGGUUUCUUCCAAGUG